Trichophyton benhamiae CBS 112371 is the source of this 1728-nucleotide messenger RNA. RefSeq lists its product as uncharacterized. Bases 1 to 1728 code for a protein of 575 amino acids. Gene Ontology annotation, cellular component: kinesin complex; centrosome; microtubule. Gene Ontology annotation, biological process: microtubule-based movement. Gene Ontology annotation, molecular function: microtubule binding; ATP hydrolysis activity; ATP binding. The record is from RefSeq and is a predicted model, not a curated record. The transcript is spliced from 4 exons. Lineage: Eukaryota; Fungi; Ascomycota; Eurotiomycetes; Onygenales; Arthrodermataceae.
AUGGCACUUCCGAUUUCUCUCGCUGAACACAAGGCUUUCUUUGUUGAGAAAGUCAGGGAGUUCAAGCCAAAGCCCGUCGCUGGACAAACGAAGAAUAGAAACGAGAGCGAGGUCUCUUCUGACACGACCAUCUCAGCGAGGAUACGCCCAAUUCUCCCUCACGAGCAGGAAGCUGGUCAUAUUCCAGGCUUGUUUGUUCGCAGUGAUGGAAAUGGCGAGCUCGAUGUGCAUGAACUUCGACUCAAGGUCAACGGACAACCUGCUUUGAAUCAGGCUUCUCCACGUUCAUGUUACCAAGACCUGUCACAGUCGUCUAGCUUCCUUGUAGACCGAGCGUAUGGGCCAGAGAGCACAACAAAGUCGAUAUACGACGAUUUUGUAGCUCCCCUGGUGCCAUGGGCAUGGAGCGGCGGCGUUGGAACAUUCUUUGCAUACGGUCAGACUGGAUCAGGCAAGACCUUUACCGUAAAUGAAAUGGAAACCUUCAUCGCAUCGGAUUUGUUAGGCGGGAAGAUCCCUGGCCGACGCAGUGUUCACAUGUCUGUGUUUGAGCUGGCAGGAAAGGCUGCAUUUGAUCUCCUCAAUGACAAGCAUCGGAUCAGCGUCAUGGAAGAUUCAUUUGGAGAGACGCAGUUGGUAGGUAUUGUCGAACGCACCCCCUCGACGAUCGAGGAUUUCCUCGACCUAAUCAAGACAAGCAUGAUCUUCCGUGCUAGUGCCCCGACGCUUAAAAACGAUGCUUCUUCGCGCUCACACGCUGUCUGCCGAAUCAGGAUCGAAAACAAGGAUGAUCCCGACUGUCCUGACGGUUUACUCUUUUUGGUCGACCUAGCAGGUAGUGAGGCAGCGGCGGAUUCCAAGGACCACACACCAGAGCGCAUGAAAGAAACAAAAGAUAUCAACUCCUCUCUUUCUACGCUCAAGGACUGUAUUCGAGGUCGCGCUACCUGGAACAUCAACGAGAAUACGGCUUCAGGCGGCACUAGCUCGAAACAUGUGCAUAUCCCCUUCCGCAACACCACGCUCACCAAGGUGCUGAAACAUGUGUUUGACGUCAAUAGCCAUCGUUCCUGCAAGACUGCCGUCGUUGCAUGCGUUAGCCCCAGCGCUAUUGACGCAAAUCAGGGGAAGAGUUCCCUUCGAUAUGCAGAAAUGCUCAGGGUUCAGGUGCCAAAAUUGAAGCCAGUUGUCUAUGAUCCAGCGGUCCCACGUACCUGGACUAACAAGCAGCUGCGAGAAUGGAUUGUGAACAAUAUAUGCAAGCUGUCUAAGAGUGAAUUUGUCUCCCGAUGCCUAAAGACAGAUGGAGUACGGCCCGAGCAGGCCAGAGCCUUUUUUGAUAAGAUAUGGCAGCUCCACGUUGACUCCCGCUCCCUAAAGACUAAAAGCGCCACGAUUAGCGAACCGAAGGAACCGGCCAUCCCGUUCAAAGAACGCCUCAGGCCUGGGAUGUUUGUGCGCGUUACUCCCCAGUCACCAAACGACCCGAUUCAUUUUCUCAUGUUGCUUGCCCCCGAAGGCGCAUUUGAUCAGACCAGGGCUGCUGCCAAGGAUAAUGGCGACGGCUGCGGUUCUAAGUACAUCUGUGCAGCAGUUGCCCCAUCAAUCAUGGUGGACGCCUAUGAGCUGUUUGUCUCGCAACAGAGAAUUGUAAGGAUUGAGGAUAUGGAGGCGGAGGUUUUGAUGGAAUAUGAUUCAGCCAUGAGAUACUACUUCAUGACCGUCUAA